GAGUACUACAUUAGAGAUCCUCUUAAACGAAAAAAAGAAAGUAUCAUAUGUAUUGGUUUCCUGGUUUAAUUUACUUGAUUUUGGUUUAGUUUAAAAUUCGGGUUAGGGAAAAUAACGACCGUUUGGUGCAAACAACAGACAUUCUACGAGGUGGACCCUACUUUUGUUCUUACAUUGUCACUUUCAAAUGCUCACUUUCUUCUUUUCUUUUUAUCUGUCACGUAGAUACUCUUCAACUUCUAUAAACUCUACAAGAUUCUCUCUCUCUUUCUCUACGAGAAGAUCACACUUUUUAUAACAGUCAUGAGGAACUAUAAGUUCAGAUUUUCAGCUAUGAUCCCGAGUGAAUGGUUCCACAAGCUCAAGAACUUGAUCAAACCCAGAAAAAAACAUACUCUUCCUCCUUCUUGUUCUUUAAACACUACCAAAAAGAAGAAACAUUCUUCUGAGUCUAAUAAGUCUCUUCCUCACUCUUCAAGCUCUUACUUCUCCUGUAGAUCACAUACUUCCUUGGAAGCUAAGAUCCUUCGUAACUCACCAAGAAACUCUGUUCACGUGAUAGAGAGCAAAAGAAAGACUGUUUACAAGCCUUCUCCUCCUUCCUCCUCUUCUUAUGUAUCUGCAGGGUUUAACAAGAAGAAGAUCAACUUUCUUGUGAACCAAGAUUCUUCUUCCUCUGCUUCUUCCAAAGUCAUCGACAUGAAUAGCAGAGGAUUCAAGAAGAGAAUGUUCAAAGAGAUGAAGGUGUUUGACACAACGGAUAAAGCUUGUCCUGUAAGUAACCGAACCAAGGCAUCGCGUAAUCCCCAUCAUCUAUCAGUGAAGAUCAACAAUAGAGAAGAUGCACGUAGAAACCAAAAGAAACAUCAGAGAACAUCAGGAAGAAGAUCAGCAUCAAACUCUCCUCGGAUAAAAAUCAAAGUGAGUUCUCCUAGAGUGCAAGUCUCAGCGCGUAGAAGCAAAUCGAGAUCGCAGAGCAAACAAGUUCUUGAAAGUUUUGCAGUGAUCAAGAGCUCUCUUGAUCCGAAGAAAGAUUUUAGAGAAUCAAUGGUGGAGAUGAUAGAAGAGAACAACAUCAGAGCUUCACAAGACUUUAGGGAACUGCUAGCAUGUUACCUUUCAUUGAAUCCUAAGGAGUAUCAUGAUCUUAUCCUUAAAGUUUUCGUUCAAGUUUGGCUUGAAGUCAUAAACUCCAAAGUUGCGUCCAAGUAAAAACCUGUAUCUGUUGUUAGCUAUAAAUAAUUAUCUGUUAAAAAUAGUUGGUUCUUAUUAAAGAGUGUUUUAUCUUGUGUGGACAUUAUCUUUGCAAGACCAGUUUUUGUGUUUUGCCUGUUUAAUGUAAUAAAGACUAGACCGA
Messenger RNA from Raphanus sativus (radish), 1357 nucleotides. RefSeq names its product transcription repressor OFP4. The record is from RefSeq and is a predicted model, not a curated record. Gene Ontology annotation, molecular function: DNA binding. Gene Ontology annotation, biological process: negative regulation of DNA-templated transcription. NCBI's taxonomy places the organism in Eukaryota, Viridiplantae, Streptophyta, Magnoliopsida, Brassicales, Brassicaceae. The transcript has a single exon. The coding region runs from base 304 to 1212 and encodes 302 amino acids.